AUGGAUGACACACGGGAAAAUAGAAGGGGAUCCGUCAAAACCGAAAUCACAGUCCUGCCUGGCAUAUCCGACCUCCUCCUUGGUGUACCAGCAGCAGACUCGAGACAAGUACAUACAUUGCACACACGAGACAUAAUCCCUGCGGUGUCAUCAAACAGAUAUGUCUUCACGGAAACAGAGAGGCAGUUUGACUCGGACUCCAGCCAAACGCAUCCAUCAACAAGCCGGGGGAUCACUCCAGCUGUAGGGUGUUCGAAUCAACAAUUCCACCGAAACACCAAUACAGCAGAAAGUUGGACCACGAUCAGAGCGCCUGCACCGAAAAGAAUAGCACUUGGAGGGCUGAGACCACAUACCUUGCCCGUGACACCAGGUCAGCCGCCUUCGCCGCCGUACACUGCGCCUUCGUCAGCGUGCUCGACACCAGUUGGAGCGAUCGAUCGUCCCGAAACUGCUUUGGAGGACGUGCUUAGCCAGCAAGAUCCAGACAAGAUACUGCUCGCCGACCUUGUCUCCAACUUCCUCCACGGUUCGGUGGCUCCUGCUUAUAAUCAGGGCUGGUAUCGACCUCAGUCUCCGAAUAACAAGUUCAGUCACAGGCUAGAAGCUAAAGUCAGUGCACACACCAGGGACGACCUUGUGAGAGAGUUCUUCCGCCGUAACGAAGCCCGCCAGACAUACGGCGAGCAGGUAACGAUUCCAAGAAGACCAGAUCAGGGGAAGGUCGGCCUGGAUCUUUCAAAAAAGAACAUAACUACGCAGGCGGAGUGUUCAAGGACCAUCGACUGCAGUCCGAAUGAAUCGACCAGAUUGCUUAAAUAUCAAGGAGCCAGAGAAGAGCACAGGGAGCUUGAAAGGAGCAGGCGAGAUCGGCACCGUGACCUUCAGAUGCAGAGUGCUCUUCGCAGCUGUGAGAUUGCUGCAGAUUGCGGUGAAACACAUGCAGACGAAGAAAAGUUGGUGCAAGGUACCCGAAGGACACGAGCGAAGGGGCCCGGAAAGGAUGAACAACUGUACACAGCCAUCUACUCUCACGAGUUCAGUGCACGUGUAGUGCAAUCAGAACACGAUGGGCGUAAACGCGCAGAAAAGAUGGUGCAGUUGUUGCUCCAAUACCUCGUCCGAGAACAGAGGCCGGAUCUCAACGCCGUCCGGGAGUUAUGUCGUCGUGACAUAAGGUCUUCAAGCUCGACGGCACAUUCAGAGGAAAGGCAUAAGCGGCCUCGAAGCGAUUCUGAACAAAGUUAG
Messenger RNA from Capronia coronata CBS 617.96, 1248 nucleotides. RefSeq lists its product as uncharacterized. Bases 1 to 1248 code for a protein of 415 amino acids. The record is from RefSeq and is a predicted model, not a curated record. Lineage: Eukaryota; Fungi; Ascomycota; Eurotiomycetes; Chaetothyriales; Herpotrichiellaceae. The transcript has a single exon.